AUGUCUGAUGCAGCUCUUGGAGAAGUGAUCUUCUCGUCAGUCAAGCCUAUCAUACGUAUGUAUAUGAUCAUAUUGACUGGAUUUUUUCUUGCGAGGACGGGCUAUCUUGGUGUAGCUACCUCCCGUGCCAUCAGUGAUUUGGUUCUUCUCGUGUUUAUGCCUGGUUUGAUUUUCGAUAGGGUUGUCAGUUAUAUAUCCAUUGAUGAUAUCAAAACUAUCGGCGUCAUCGUGUUGUCAGCCGUCAUCCUCUACGUUCUUAAUGCUGCCGUUGCUGGUCUUAUUGUGCUGUUUACACCCGUUCCCAAAACAAAAAAGUAUCGUUGGGUGGGUGGAGCUAUGUUGGCUGGAAUCAUGCAGAACGUAUCCGAUUUACCGAUAGCCUAUUUGCAGGCCAUGUCUAUGUUGACUACUGAACAGUCGGAGAAGGGUACAGCCUAUGUCAUUAUUUGGUUGGCAAUGUACGUGAUGGCACAGUUUAACUGUGGUUUAUUUCAGCUUGUGGAAUUGGAUUUUAAGUACAUUAGAUCUCAUGCUGACGACGAAGAAGAAGAUUUAGAUCAUGAUCAGGAGACUCAGAACAGUAGUUCGACCACCAGAGCAGAAAAGGAAUCCCAUCAGAAAGUCAGUGAGAGCGAGGGAACCUCAAGUGGAAGCGAGGGUACUAAGAACAAAUCCUCCCAACCUGAGAAACCUCAACAAAUGCCCGAUGCUUCUAUAUCUAACAUCGAGUCCGUGUCCAGUCUUUCCAGUAGCGACACUGACCCAAUGCAGCAGAAGACACAAAACUACUCCGGUGAGAAGUCCGACCACAAAACACUUCCCGUUCCUAAAGCAUUACACCCUAUUAGCAGGGUCGUCUCCAUGACUGAUUCUGAUAUGAUACCAGUAUCUCCGACGUCUACACUAUCAGAGGCUUACACACUUGAAACGGAAAACUCGAGAAUACAUCACCGAAGAGGUUCUUCGUCACUGGAUCCUCGCUCGUUGGUCAGAAAAACCACUUCUCGUGCCAGCAAGAUGUUUUCGCCGACUGUUUCGCAUCCCACUGUGUCCAAAAUUCCUUCUGCUAGAAGCUAUAAUUACCGUGAUGAAGAGAUGCCUAUUGAUGCAGAGUUAGAUCCAAUUUCAUUGUAUGAAAGUGACACGAGAAGCAAUAGAACUAGAAGAAGUAAGCCAGAAUCUUUGGCCGAAGGAUUGAUUAGAGAGUAUUCUCGUGCGGAACCUCACAAUCAAAACACCUCAACGAUGGCUAACAUCGUUACGGAAACGCAGUUGAGCCAUAAAGAUAUCGAGGAUGUGAGUAAAAAGCUUCCAUUGGCAAAGAGAUAUAAAGUGGUUCGUUAUUUUCUUUUCUUUGCGGCAAAUUUCAAGAAACCUAAUUCCAUCGCCUUGGUUGUCUCCCUUACUGUUGCAUUGAUACCUUGGUUGAAGGCUUUAUUUGUAAAUACAGGAUCCGUUACCGUUGCAAAUGCACCAGAUAAACAGGCUCCUCUAUCGUUCAUUCUCAUGUAUGCCGAUUACAUUGGUUUACCCUGUGUGCCUAUAGGCUUGCUGCUUAUAGGCUCGAUUUUGGGACGUUUGGAGGUGUCUCAGAUACCACCAGGUUUCUGGAAAUCGAUCUUAUGUGAGACGAUCUACAGAUUGUGCAUUUUACCUAUUAUAGGUAUUCUUUGGGUGAACAAGUUGAAGGCUAUACAUUGGUUAGAUGAUCCAAUGGCCAUGCUUGUCACAUGUAUUGAAUUUGCGUUGCCGAGUGCUACCGUUCAAAUAUACAUUACCGCCAGUUGCAUGAAGCCAGGAGAGACAGAAUGCGCUCCUAUGAAUUGCUUGGCUUUGUACAUUAUCUCUCAGUAUGCGCUUUUGGUAGUCUCAUUACCCAUCGUCGUCUGCUAUACGAUCAAGGAUGUCAUCGACUUUUAA
Brettanomyces nanus is the source of this 1920-nucleotide messenger RNA. RefSeq lists its product as uncharacterized. Bases 1 to 1920 code for a protein of 639 amino acids. NCBI's taxonomy places the organism in Eukaryota, Fungi, Ascomycota, Pichiomycetes, Pichiales, Pichiaceae. The record is from RefSeq and is a predicted model, not a curated record. The transcript has a single exon. Gene Ontology annotation, biological process: transmembrane transport. Gene Ontology annotation, cellular component: membrane.